AUGAAAGCUCAUAAAGCCAGCUAUGUAAAUAAAAACCCUGUAGACAGAGGUGAGGAGAAGGAGACCCUUGGGGAUUUGUUGUUUGUGAAGGGCUGCUCCAUUAACUUCCAACAGAGAGCUGCCUCUGCUACUGCCCUCAUUGAGGUGUCUCCUGUAGACCCUGAAAAGACAAAGCCUGCCAGUGCCAUCUUGCAGUUUACUGACUUGAAAGGGCUGAGGAAGAGGGACAGGAGCUGCUCCCCCUCACCCGGUACCACAACCCCCAUUCCCCAUCCCCUGCUGCUCCCCCUCACCCGUACCACAACCCCAUUCCCCAUCCCCGCUGCUCCCCCCUCACCCCGUACCACAACCCCAUUCCUCCAUCCCCCGCUGCUCCCCCUCACCCCGUACCACAACCCCAUCCCCUCAUCCCCGCCACUCCCCUCAACCCGUACCACAACCCCCAUUCCUCCAUCCCCGCCGCUCCCCCUCCGUCACAACCAUUCCAACAUCCCCAUUCCCUCCAUCCCCCUCCAUCCCCCCUGCUCCCCCUCAUUCGGUACCACAACCCCCAUUCCUCCAUCCCCCGCUGCUCCCCUCUCAUCCCGUCACCACAACCCCCAUUCCUCCAUCCCCCGCUGCUCCCCCCUCACCCCGUACCACAACCCCAUUCCUCCAUCCCCCGCUGCUCCCCAUCAAACCGUACCACAACCCCCAUUCCUCCAUCCCCAGCUGCUCCCCCUCACCCCGUACCACAACCCCCAUUCCUCCAUCCCCCGCUGCUCCCCCUCAAACCGUACCACAACCCCCAUUCCUCCAUCCCCCGCUGCUCCCCCUCAUUCCGGUACCACAACCCCCAUUCCUCCAUCCCCGCUGCUCCCCCUCAAUCGGUACCACAACCCCAUUCCUCCAUCCCCGCUGCUCCCCCUCACCCCGUACCACAACCCCAUUCCCCCAUCCCCUGCUGCUUCCCCUCACCCCGUACCACAACCCCAUUCCCCCAUCCUCCACUGCUCCCCCUCAUCCCGUAACACAACCCCCAUCCUCCUCAUCCCCCGCCGCUCCCCCUCAUCCCAUACCACAACCCCCAUCCUCCUCAUCCCCUGCCGCUCCCCCUCAAUCCGUACCACAACCCCCAUUCACCCAUCCUCCGCUGCUCCCCCUCACCCCGUACCACAACCCCCAUUCCCCUAUCCCCUACUGCUCCCCCUCACGCCGUACCACAACCCCAUUCCUCCACCCCCGUUGCUCCCCCUCAUCCUGUACCACAACCCCCAUUCCCCAUCCCCCGCCGCUCCCCCUCACUCCAUACCACAACCCCCAUCCUCCCCGUCCCCCGCCGCUCCCCUCACCCCGUACCACAACCCCCAUCCUCCUUCAUCCCCUACCGCUCCCCCUCAUGCCGUACCACAACCCCCAUCCUCCCCCAUCCCCCGCUCCCCCUCAUCCUGUACCACAACCCCCAUCCUCCUCAUCCCCGCCACUCCCCCUCAUACCGUACCACAACCCCAUCCCUCCCCCCGUCCCCCGCCGCUCCCCUCACCCCGUACCACAACCCCCAUUCCUCCAUCCCCUGCUGCUUCCCUCAUGCCGUACCACAACCCCCAUUCCCCCAUCCCCUGCUGCUCCCCCUCACCCCGUACCACAACCCCCAUUCCCCCAUCCCCUACUGCUCCCCCUCAUACCGUACCACAACCCCCAUCCUCCCUCAUCCCCUGCCGCUCCCCCUCACCCCGUACCACAACCCCCAUCCUCCCUCAUCCCCUGCCGCUCCCCCUCAUCCCGUACCACAACCCCCAUCCUCCCCCAUCCCCCUGCUCCCCCUCACCCCUCACCCCCAUUCCCCAUUCCCCUCACCCCACAACCCCCAUUCCUCCAUCCCCGCUGCUCCCCCUCAUCCGUACCACAACACCCAUCCUCCCUCAUCCCCUGCCGCUCCCCCUCAUCCCGUACCACAACCCCCAUCCUCCCCGUCCCCCGCCGCUCCCCUCAAUCUGUACCACAACCCCAUCCUCCCUCAUCCCCCGCCGCUCCAGUGCCCUCGAUUUAUUUCUUCUUCCCAUCAGACAGAGAAAUGGAGAGAUGGAGAACAGAGAGUGA
Messenger RNA from Oncorhynchus nerka (sockeye salmon), 2079 nucleotides. RefSeq lists its product as uncharacterized. The transcript is spliced from 2 exons. Lineage: Eukaryota; Metazoa; Chordata; Actinopteri; Salmoniformes; Salmonidae. The coding region runs from base 1 to 2079 and encodes 692 amino acids. The record is from RefSeq and is a predicted model, not a curated record.